This is a messenger RNA of Priapulus caudatus, 797 nucleotides long. RefSeq lists its product as uncharacterized. Gene Ontology annotation, cellular component: extracellular region. Gene Ontology annotation, biological process: regulation of cell growth. The coding region runs from base 61 to 549 and encodes 162 amino acids. The transcript is spliced from 5 exons. The record is from RefSeq and is a predicted model, not a curated record. Gene Ontology annotation, molecular function: peptidase inhibitor activity. Lineage: Eukaryota; Metazoa; Priapulida; Priapulimorpha; Priapulimorphida; Priapulidae.
CAGUUAUUGACUGGGUUGUAGAACCAGAACAGAGUUACCCAAGAGACUCCUGGCUAGUCAAUGGGAAAUAUGAUUUGUACCGUCCCCCAGAUCGAUUUGUGUAUGGCUUCAGGUAAAAAAUGCAGCACAGUGCGAGUAGAAGGAGAAGAUGUAGUUCCGGACUGCGCGGAGGGAUACAUCUGUCGGCUUGACCACGUGGCAGACGGGGAGAACCAGCAGGUGGCGCUGAGCCACGGCACGUGCGUGCCUGAUGGUGUGAACAUUGACGGCCUACCACUAGGUGUGCACACGCAUCAGUAUCUGGUGAAGACGGCCGAGGCGUUUAAGUUCGGCUGCGCCGUGGGCAAGUCGCCGUACGAGGAUGGAGAGAUCUUUAUCAGAUCACACCAUUUCUGUAAGUGCAGCCACAUGAUGGUGCGCUGCGUGGUGUCACACCGACUAGAGCAGGCCGAUGGCUCCAUCGUCAACCACACAUUACCGCUGCCCAGCUUCUGGUACGCCGAGGCGAAGCAGCAGUUUGAGGAGUCUGAGAUAGACUACGACUGGUAAAAGAUCAUCGCUAACAAUAUAUGAUCCCUGGUGUGGGAUUAUCAAUGACCAUGGAUGACCCCUGGUGUGGUUAUCAGUAACCAUGGAUGACCACCUGGUGCGUUGUUAUUAAUGAACAUGGAUGACCCUCGGUGUGGGGUUAUCAAUGACCAUGGAUGACCACCUGGUGUGGGGCUAUCGAUGACCAUAAAUGACCCCUGGUGUGGGGUUAUCAAUGACCACGGAUGACCACCUGGUGUGGGGCUAUC